CUGACCCUAGCACAGUGAACACUGGAGACAUGACCCACCUCUACCAUUAGUCAAGUUCUCGGAGUACAGAAAGGAGUUCGCAGUUAUUUGCUAUUUACAUUACGCAGGAGUGUGUAAGUUUUGUAUCAGUGUGUCACAACUGUACAGCAUGGAUGGUUUCUUAAUGGAAGGAUAUUGUCUUUAAGAAUUAUGAUCAAAUAGAUGGACUGAUUGAGUAAACCAUACUGGAGUUAUACCAAUAAGCGUGUAGUUUGCCGCAUUCUGAAAAUAAGAUGACACUGUGUCUUUGAUGUAUGUGGCCCAACAUGGUCUGUAUCCAAUCCCGCUGGUCUUUGGAAUCUACCUAUCUACUUCUUAUCUCUACUUUGGUUUUUGGUUUGUUGACACCAAUAGUUUUGUCGGAAACUAAUUUUGGAUCUCGUCCCCUUUGGGGAUCUGGCAGAGGACGACCCCCAGGAAAAACAUGUCUCGAUUACUGUCAGUUAUUUACAAUAUGCCACCACGGGAAAUGUUUUCUUGAUCAGUCUUCAUGUGAAGUGAUUUGUGCUUGCGAGGAAGGCUAUAUGGGGAAAUGGUGUAAGGAAAAGGUGAGUAAGACAGGAGAUGAAACUAACAAUACUUCAAACGUCGGGACACCAUGGAUAUCUCACCCACAACCCGCACCAUCUGGUCCUACAAAGCGACCCCUCAUGAUAUUAGGGACAUUCAGACCAAGGAAUGGCAACAAAAAGAGACCCCCAUUUAUAUUUCCUUUAGGUAAUCCACCAUCUAACAGACAACGCAAUGACGGCAUGAAAGAACAGGAAGGCACCAAACCAAGCGAUAAUUCUUCAAACAAUAUUAAAUCAGACGUUGAACAAAUUGUUUUACCAAAUAGUACCACAAUGACAAUAAUUCGUUCUAAACUGGAAGAUAUGAACAACAUAUCGAAAAUUGAUAUCGAAUCUACCAACACAUCAUCGCCCGAGAUAUCCAGCAUAGACACACUGAUAGACACUAAUCAAGCCAACAAUACAACCGUACGCACCUCACCAGGAAUAUUGCACAACAGUAAACUUGCAGAAUUGUCUACAGAAAAAUCUACGUCCCCCAAAAUAGUGUGUGAAAGAUCGUGUCUGGUUGGUCAGUGUAUCCUGAACGAAGGUGUUUACAAAUGUGUUCGGGAGUCGUCACCGUUCACCAUAUCCACUAUGGACAAUUCCUCGAUGGCAGCCAGAGGAGAAUGUGGUAAAGGCUUUAAGUGUAAACAUGGUAUCUGUGAUCCUGAUCAACGCCGUAAAGGUCGGAUUAAAUGUCUCUGUGAUAAGGGGUGGAUUGGUACACUGUGUGAACAUCCAUGUGAGCUGGACUGUGGGGAACAUGGAGAGUGUGUCCAUACCAACAGGAACAAGACCUCUAUGAUAUGUCAGUGCAGUGCUGGUUACGAUGGCGACGGUUGCCAGGAUUUAAUUGUCCUUCCAGAGUUUACAAAAGAUGUGGAGGAGACUUCUGUUCACGUGUAUGUGAUUGGUUUUACCACAGGGUUCGUCGUCUUCUUCGCCAUUAUCGUCACCCUCAUCACUUACUGCAUGUGGCGCAGACGAUUUGUCUUCAUUAUGAAAAUCGUACAUUAUUUCCAACACUAUGAGGAAAAUGAUGGGCAAAUCUUUGACGCAUUUAUUUCCUACAAGUCUUCGAAGGAGGAUGAACAUUUUGUUCUAACAAAGCUAUACCCUAAGCUUGAAAUGGAAAUGGGAUUCAAAGUGUGCAUGCAUUUCCGUGAUUUCACGCCUGGUGAAGCUAUAGCAAACAACAUAAUAUCGGCCAUAGAACGGAGCCGGCGGACCAUUAUGAUCCUUUCUCCAAAUUACAUAAACAGUGAAUGGUGCCGCAUGGAGUAUCAAAAGGCUCAGCAUGAAAUGUUGAAGAUGCGACACAAAAUCAUACCCAUCGUUCUGGAAGAUGUAUCAAAGUGUAAGACAUUGGACAAAAACCUCAAAACUAUUCUGAGCACAGUGACAUACAUAGAAUGGCCCGGUGAGGAGGAUUCUAAAAAACUGGAGAAAUUUUGGAAGAAAAUUGAACUUUCAUUACCGAAGAAACGGUCUGGCGAGCAAUCAUCAUCCCAUAGUAUGGAAUCAACGUCGACUAGCUCCUCAUCAACGUCCAUUGAUAGCGAUGAAUCAAAGAGGAGUUCUCAGGACCCUGAUUCCAACACAAAACUGACUACAAUAUCAGAUUCUGUUAGCAUUGCAGUAGGUGAUCUGGGCAAAACAUCUCAACAAGGUAUUCAAUCUCCUGGAAAAGCUAAAAGUGAAACACGGCUGAAGAAAAUGAAAGAUGUGUUGAAGUUGAAAAUCAACAAUAACAACAAUCGUGUUUUACGUCGCGAAACAUCUGUAGAUUCCAACUUAUCGACACCGGCCUCUGCUACCCCAUCGCCGGGUUUCUUCGGUGGGAAGGACUCCACACCGUUGUUAUCCAGGAAGUUAUUAAACUGUAAGCAGCCCAAUAAAAGUGGUGCCAAGUCUUCUACGUGGUCACAUCGGAACCAUAAUCGGGGUCGCAGAAACUCUCAAACGCAGUCACAAUCCUUCACAGAAAGGGACCACAAUCGACCCAGUCUGGAUGUGAUUCCACAGACACCUUGCGGUGCGGAUCUGCCAGACGUUUGUUGUACAGGUGGAUAUUAUAACAUUGUUUGUGGAGAGAAUACUGACUCCUUCAAAGAAAACGAUUUGGCGGGAAUACACCAAUGCCCCACCUGUGUUUUCCCUCAGGAUGACGUGAAUGUAAACUCGGCUUUAAACUCAAACGAAGGCCAGGAACAACCUGAAAAUAAUUUAGGGAGUUCAUCUAACUUGAAUAUAAAUUUUGAUCAGGUACAGUCUGUGUACCCGACAAAUGUCUAUGGUUACGAUAGUAACGGUAAAAGUGUUGACAUCACAAACAAAUCAGUGACAUCAAAACCAACUACGAACUGUGUUACUUGCGCACUACGUUGUGACGUAGACAACAUGUAUCAGAACAGGGAACCCCAGUUCACGUCAGAUUUGAACACACCCUCUGAGGAACAAAGGCAUGCGAUUGUUAACAAAAACAUACAUUGUGAAUCAAAAAUAUCCAAUAUCCAAAAAGAUGAAAAUCCAUUACUAAACGUUUCACAGCUGCUAGACAGUAGUCGUUAUAUUCCUAACUUUCAUGUUAACAGUGCAUUUGUAGAUAAGGACGAGACCAAGCCUUGUACUCCGGUUCCACCUAUACGCAUCAAAAAGUUAAUGCGACAAAAUUCACGAGAAAAUGUAUAAGUUGUUCUUCUACGAAGAUUAUAUCACUAGAUAUUAUCCGCUAUUGAACCAGGUAGUGUUUCAUUGAUAUAGAAACACGACCUAGUGGUAUACUAAAGAACAGUACAUAUCUCAUCAAACAACGUCCAUUAUCUGAGAUGAACUCCAAUCAUAUGACAGCGAAAACAAGUUUCUUAUAUUAUUUGCAGCACUGCUCAAAUGCGUUAUCAGUCCCGCUCACAUCCUGAUUUUAGUUUACUAUUACAAGUGUGAUGUACCUCUGUAUGUCAAUGUGUCAUACAUGUUUUAUUAUAUAUGAAAAUAGCUGUAACACAUAUUGUGUUUUAUGUUAAUAUCUCAUCAGAUCACUCUGGUUAAUACAUCUUUGUAUGAUUUAGUACUGGUGGUUUUAGUACGCCCUCGGGCAAUGCAAACAGUGAUAUUUUUCAAUAUGACUUCAACCAUAUAUACAUUAUGAUUAUUUUCAAUAUCGCAACGCUAAUACAUAUAACAAUAGAUACUGGUCACGAAAAAAUAUAAUGAAAAAGAUAAAUAAGAUAUGGCAAAAUUUUUUUACAUUGAUAGUCAAUUAAUCUAGCUAUGAUUAAUUCGAAAUGAUUACAUAUAUUUCAAAAAGUUUCAAUUCCUAGAAAUGUAUUCCAUUGUCUACAAUAUUCGUCGUUACGAAUUUUAUUAAGAUGUGAUCCUUGCUAUACUAAUAAUGAGAUAUGUAGCGUAUAAUCUUCAGUAUAUAAUAUUCUUGUCGUUAUGUAUAGUAAACGAAAACAAAACUUUAAACGGAAAGGAAAUAUAAAACAUUAAUAGUGGUAAUAACAAUGUUGGUGUUAAGUUCACCAUAACUUAUUCAGUACAGAACAUGGUAUGCUGAUUGUAAUGCCAUGUUCCCAUAAAUGUCAAAAUAUGAGUUAAGUUCUGGACACGCUGUCGUCCAUGGUGUGGUACGGAGUCAUCAGGGUUGCUGACUCAUUCUGUCUAGAUCUGAAGUAAAAAAAAAACACAGACAUUAUCGGUGACAAAAAAUAAAAUAACAACAUUAAAUUGAUUUCUUGUGUUUUCCCGUUUAUUCUCGUCAGACUUUUUUGUAAGGUUCGUGGAGGGUCCUUUAACUGUAUUCCCUUUCGAAUCCCUUUUUAUUCUUUCUCGCGUACUUUUCUCCAGGGUCAUGAUAUUUUGUGUUAAUCCUUAUCCUGUCCCUGUCAUGUCAAUUAAACUACCCAGUUUCUCCUACCAUACAUAUAUGCCAUUCUUAGUUAUCACACCAUGCCCAUUAUCAAUAUAUCUCACAUCUCAUAUAAUACAUCAAAUUACAUUACAUGUGCUAUUACAUAACACACAUUUAUAUUUUCCAUUAUUAUAAUACCACAUAUUCACCAUUAUCAUAAUACCACACAUAUUUACGAUAAUUAUCAUACCACACACAUUAACCAUUAAUAACAUACCACACAUAUUACCAUUAUUAUCAUACCACACAUAUUUACAAUGAAUAACAUACCACACAUUUACAAUUAAUAUCAUACCAUACAUAAACCAUUAAUAUCAUACCACACAUAUUACCAUUAUUAUCAUACCACACAUAUUUACAAUUAAUAUCAUACCACACACAUUACCAUUAAUAACAUACCACACAUAUUACCAUUAUUAUCAUUCCACAUGUUUACCAUUAUUAUCAUACCAAACAUAUUUACCAUUAUUAUCAUAGCACACAUAUUUACCAUUAUUAUCAUACCACACAUAUUUACCAUUAUUAUCAUAGCACACAUAUUUACCAUUAAUAUCAUACCACACAUAUUUACAAUUAAUAUCAUAGCACACAUAUUUACCAUUAUUGUCAUACCACACAUAUUUACCAUUGAUAUCAUACCACACAUAUUUACCAUUAAUAACAUACCACACAUAUUUACCAUUGUUAUCAUACCACACAUAUUUAUAAUUAUUAUCAUACGACACAUAUUUACAAUUAAUAUCAUACCACACAUAUUUACCAUUAAUAUCAUACCACACAUAUUUACCAUUAUUAUCAUACCACACACAUUUACUAUUUCUAACAUGCCAUACUUGUUACUACUACCCUACAGCGACAUCAAUACACAUUGUACAUACACCCACAGUUACCAUUAAGAGACUGAUGACAACUGACCACGCCUUAUCUGUUUGAAGAUCAUAUUUAAUGUGGCCAUGCUUACAAAAUCACAUUAUUUAGUACAUAUAUAUAUGUGAAUGUAUAUGCAUAGCAUGCUUUUACAUUGUAUGAUACCUUUGCUGGGAUCAUUUACGCAUGCGCAGGUGUACAUAUUGUUACUUUAUAUUGAAAUAUAAUAAAGAGUCUUUCACAAAAUUAUU
Molecule: messenger RNA, 5627 nt
Organism: Pecten maximus
Lineage: Eukaryota; Metazoa; Mollusca; Bivalvia; Pectinida; Pectinidae
Exons: 4
Coding region: 294-3287 (997 amino acids)
Biological process (GO): toll-like receptor signaling pathway; immune response
Cellular component (GO): membrane
Molecular function (GO): transmembrane signaling receptor activity
Source: RefSeq, a predicted model, not a curated record